AUGGCUACCAAUACAGCUCCGCCGCCGCCUGAGUUGUUAGAUUUGGACAACCUACGAGCCAUAAAAUUACUGGGUAAAGGUGCUAUGGGCACAGUGUUCCUCGUCCAUCACAAGUCAAAUGACCCCUUUGCCCGCAGCCCCUUCGCCCUCAAGGUGGUGGAGAAAUCCUCUCUCCGCCACACCGACCGCCGCGCCCGCCACGAAAUCUCGGUCCUCAGCCGCCUCCACAAACACCCUUUUCUUCCGUACCUUAUUGGAUCGUUUGAAAAUCAUGAAAUCAUUUGCUGGGCCAUCCCGUUUUGCCCCGGCGGUGACCUCAACGUGCUACGGUACAGCCAAAACGACCGCGUUUUCUCGCCGGCAGUCAUCCGCUUUUAUUUAGCGGAAAUCGUUUGUGCUUUGGAACACCUCCAUGGACAAGGCAUUGUUUACCGGGACUUGAAGCCGGAAAACAUCCUCGUACAACAAUCCGGCCACGUGACGUUAACGGAUUUCGACCUGUCAAGGAACCUAGCCCCAAGAAAACCAGACAAUCUGGAAUACUACUCCUCUCCGGAGGAAAAAUCGCUGGCGAAUUUAAGGUACACUCAUCUCACAGGAAAAUUCACGCGCUUCAUUAUUUCGAAAGCAGGAAAGCGUGCAUUCAACAAUAACAAGAUAGGGUUGAAGAAGGUGAAAAGUGCCCGUGUGUCGCCGGUUAGCCGGAGCAACCCAGAUGAUUUUCCGUCGAAUGAGAGGUCGUAUUCAUUUGUGGGCACGGAGGAAUACGUCGCGCCGGAGAUUAUACGCGGCGACGGCCAUGAAUUUUCCGUCGAUUGGUGGGCACUUGGUGUGCUUAGCUACGAAAUGUUAUAUGGAACGACACCAUUUAAAGGGAAGAACAGAAAAGAAACAUUUCAGAAAAUAUUAUUGGGCCGACCAGAAUUCUUCGGCAAGCCCAAUCUAUUAACGGACUUGAUUAGAAAGUUGUUAGAAAAAGACGCCACGCGCCGCCUUGGGUAUCGUGGAGGGGCAUGUGAGAUUAAGGAACACGAGUUCUUUCGCGGGUUGAAAUGGAAUUUGUUGACGGAAGUCGUACGACCACCAUUUUUGCCGUUAAGAGACGAGACAAGUUUAACACACGAGCUAGUUCAACGUGAAAGUGGAAUUGAUUUCAUAGAGUACUUUCACAAGUUAAAGCUCCCGCCUCCACCCCUAUGGUCUCCAUCACUUGACGAGUGUCAACAUAACGUUUCUUUAACGGAAUUCUAA
Molecule: messenger RNA, 1251 nt
Organism: Fraxinus pennsylvanica
Lineage: Eukaryota; Viridiplantae; Streptophyta; Magnoliopsida; Lamiales; Oleaceae
Source: the annotation of a GenBank genome assembly